This is a messenger RNA of Pseudophryne corroboree (corroboree frog), 2730 nucleotides long. RefSeq lists its product as uncharacterized. Lineage: Eukaryota; Metazoa; Chordata; Amphibia; Anura; Myobatrachidae. The record is from RefSeq and is a predicted model, not a curated record. Gene Ontology annotation, biological process: DNA integration. The annotation marks the transcript as partial. Gene Ontology annotation, molecular function: nucleic acid binding. The transcript is spliced from 7 exons.
AUGUUCGAUCAAGAACAGAAAAUGUUCUUUAAUAACCCUGCGGUGAGAAGCAAGUUACUUAUGUACACUCGAUAUAUUGACGACGUGUUCCUAUUAUGGGGGGGUGACCUAGAAACCUUUGAGGCCUUAAUGUUGGAGAUUAACAAUUCAACAUCUCCGAUUAAGUUCACAUAUUCAUGUGACAACAAUGUAGCUAACUUUUUGUAUGUCAAAGUGAUGUUAGUGGAUGGUGUUUUACAGUCAGAAAUAUACUCUAAACCUACUGAUCGUAACACAUUGUUGAUGGCCUCCAGCCACCACCCUCCCGCAUUGAAGAGGGGUUUACCGACAUCACAGAUGAUGCGAGUUGCCCGCAUUACCAGCGAUCAGACUAAAGUACCUCAACUUUUGGAUGAAAUGAUUUCCAAAUUUGAGCACCGAGUGUAUGAUAGGCAGCUCCUUCAGACACAAAAACAGAAAGUAUUGGGCCAGACGGUGCGCAAGCUUAGUGAAAGGAUGGCAGCCCAUCGGUCAGCCAUCAAGUUGACGCUCAAGGGCAAGACAGUGGACCAACCAGUUGCACGCCACUUUAAACAAGCUGGCCAUAAAUUAAGUGAUCUAAGUUACUUUGGCAUUGACCACGUACCACUCACAUUGCGGGGAGGUAAUAGGGAGUUUAGUUCUCAAACAAUGGGAGGGGCCAUGAUUGAGAGUCUCACUCAAUACGUGUCGUGCAAGAUUUAUGCGCACCUGGAGCAGCCGACCAAGGGCGAAUACAUAUGCACGCGAUGUGAGCAAAUGGUUGCCCUGGAAGCCCAGGAAUUUGUGACUCAAACUGAGAAAUUUUUGGAUGAAUACUUCACUUUCAACACCACUGAAGGAAUGUCUUCAGCUAUAGUAUGGGAAGCGCACAAAGCCUCUAUUCGGGGUCACUUUAUCUCCCUGGCUAAGGCUCAAAAAUUAAAAGACAUACAAGCUAUUACAGAUAUGGAGCGUCAGAUAGAGGCUCUGACGAUUAAACACCAACAGACCCCUAAACGCUCGAUUUACAGAAAACUUUUAGCUUUCAAAGGUCAGCUGUACCAAAUCCUUUCUGCUAAAGCAGCCAAAACCAUGAGAUGGUUACAUUAUAAAUUUUAUGUGAAAGGAGAUAAGGCAGAUUCUCUCUUGGCUGCUCGACUACGUGCUAGUACAUCAUUUGAUAGUGCCACCACCAAAGCGGAGAUAGUUGUUAUCCCCAAACCUGAUCGAGACCCUACUAUGUGUGGUAACUACCGUCCUAUAUCACUUUUAAACUCUGACUUAAAAUUAUUCGCAAAAACUCUAGCUAAUCGUCUUACUGGGAUGAUCUCCCACUUGGUUCAUCCAGAUCAGUGGGACUGUCCGAUUGAUCUCGUUCCAGGGAAGGUUCCACCUCGAGGCCGAACUUAUCCGUUGUCUCUGCCUGAGACGCAUUCUAUGGAGGAAUAUAUUAAAGAGAACCUAGCAAAGGGGUUCAUUCGACCUUCUUCUUCUCCAGCCGGCGCAGGCUUCUUUUUUGUAAAAAAGAAAGAUGGUGGUCUGCGGCCGUGCAUCGACUACAGAGGUUUGAACGACAUUACCAUCAAGAACCGUUAUCCUUUACCCCUGAUUACUGAGCUCUUUGACAGAGUUAGCGGAGCUACCAUCUUUACAAAGCUGGACUUGCGAGGUGCAUACAAUCUCAUCCGGAUCCGUGAGGGUGACGAGUGGAAGACCGCCUUUAACACCCGUGACGGACAUUAUGAGUACCUCGUCAUGCCCUUCGGAUUGAGCAAUGCUCCAGCUGUCUUCCAGCAUUUUGUCAAUGAGAUCUUCAGAGACAUUCUAUACCGUCAUGUCGUGGUCUAUCUAGACGAUAUCCUCAUUUUUGCCAACGAUUUAGAGGAGCAUCGUUUUUGGGUUAAGGAGGUUCUGUCCCGUCUCCGUGUCAAUCAUCUCUAUUGCAAAUUGGAAAAAUGCGUCUUUGAGGUCCAGUCCAUUCCGUUUCUGGGGUACAUUGUGUCCGGUUCCGGACUAGAGAUGGAUCCUGAGAAACUACAAGCAAUCCAAAAUUGGCCGGUACCCUUAACCCUCAAAGGGGUCCAGAGGUUCUUAGGGUUCGCCAACUAUUACCGAAAGUUUAUACGAGACUUUUCCACCAUUGUGGCGCCUAUUACUGCUUUCACUAAGAAGGGUGCUAACCCGUCCAAGUGGUCUGAAGAAGCCGAGUUUAUCUCUAGGUCCUAUUGGUGGCCAACUCUGAAAAAGGACGUCUUGGAGUUUAUUGCAUCUUGCCCAAAGUGUGCCCAACAUAAAGUAUCCCGCCAGUCGCCUGCGGGGCAACUGGUUCCACUAUCCGUUCCCCGUCGACCAUGGACCCACUUGUCGAUGGAUUUCAUUACAGACUUACCCAUGUGCAACAAGUUCAAUACCAUCUGGGUGGUAGUUGACCGGUUCACCAAGAUGGCACACUUCAUUCCUCUCACCGGUCUUCCGUCAGCUUCCAAGUUGGCUCAAGUAUUCAUACAAGAGAUCUUCCGACUCCACGGUCUUCCUGAAGAAAUUAUCUCAGAUCGAGGAGUUCAAUUCACAGCCAAAUUCUGGCGAAGUUUAUGUCAAGUCCUCCAAGUCAAGCUAAAGUUUUCCACGGCUUACCAUCCUCAGACCAAUGGUCAAACCGAGAGGGUGAAUCAGGACUUGGAGGCCUUCCUCCGCAUCUAUGUGUCCUCCUCUCAAGAUGACUGGGUUCAA